This is a messenger RNA of Mugil cephalus (flathead mullet), 2618 nucleotides long. It is a transcript of the gene hdr, whose product is annotated as hematopoietic death receptor. Gene Ontology annotation, biological process: positive regulation of apoptotic process; TRAIL-activated apoptotic signaling pathway. The record is from RefSeq and is a predicted model, not a curated record. NCBI's taxonomy places the organism in Eukaryota, Metazoa, Chordata, Actinopteri, Mugiliformes, Mugilidae. Bases 132 to 1349 code for a protein of 405 amino acids. Gene Ontology annotation, cellular component: plasma membrane; cell surface. Gene Ontology annotation, molecular function: protein binding. The transcript has 10 exons.
UGCGUCAGUCUCUCAAGAUCCUCGCACCUGAGAGUAAUGAGAAACAGAGAGACGCGACGACUGACGGAGCUAAACGGGAGUCCUGGAAUGACUCCAUCUAAAUCUCUGAAGGGUUGAAUUAAUACUGAAAGAUGAACGACGCUCAUAUACCUGUGGUUGUUUUCGCGUUAGUCUGGGUCCUCAAACCCACUGGGGCAAACCUGCCGUCUGCCCUUGAUGUGGGAGGCAGCGGGGCACAGAGGGACGUCUCCUGCAGAGAAGACUUGGAGUACCUAGUCGGCAGCAUCUGCUGUUUAAACUGUCCAGCUGGCAAAUAUGUGAAAUCGCCAUGCACGCAAGCAGGACAGAAGGGGGAGUGUGAAGAAUGCGAUUAUGGAACCUUCACUGAGCAUGACAAUGGGCUGAAACAGUGCUUCAAGUGCACACCGUGUCACCCAGAUCAGGAAGUUGUAAGGCAGUGUACUCACACUCAAGAUACUGAAUGUCGGUGCAAAUCGGGGACGUUUUGUCAUCCUGACCAUGCAUGUGAAGUGUGCAGGAAGUGUUCAAAGUGUAAAACUGGUGAAGAGAUCGUAAGGAACUGCACAUCAACCACCAACACGGAGUGCAAGAAAAUCCAGCCCAAAUCUGCCUCUGCUACAGGUGUCACUGCAGUGAUUGUGGCAUGUGUGGUGGCCACUCUGGCCAUUGUUGGGAUAGCAGUUUGCGUGUGCAAGAAGAGAAUUCCACAAAGAGACUCUGGGAGCGAUCUACCUGACAGGACGAAAGCUGGCCAGUACACUGCCAUCAGUCUUCCUGGGGAAAGCGGGGGUGGAGAGACCGGAAUCGCAAAUCUAAUGCUGCCCCGGCAACCGGUGAGAGCCAAAUCCUUAGCCGGCGUGGAGGAUGAGUAUAAAAUGCUGUGUGAAAGCCUCGACAGCUCAGCCAGUAACUCCCAGAGCAGUCUAGCCGGCCUGCCAUCCUCUGCCUACCCUGCAACUUACCCUCGAGCCAGCCCCGUCGUCCCCAGGCAGCCCAACAGGAGGGAAGAUGAACAAUUACCCAAGCUUGUUCCCAUGAAUGGUGAAGAGUCACUCAAGAGAUGCUUUGGGUAUUUUGAAGAACUGGAUGUGGACCAGCAUAAGAGAUUCUUCCGUCACCUUGGGAUCAGUGACAAUGUGAUCAAAAGCAGAGAGAACCUUCUCUAUGAAGACAGGAUCCACGAGUUGCUGAACAUUUGGGUUGAGAAGGAGGGAAGAGACGCUAGCUUGAAUGAUCUGCUGAAAGCUUUGCUUGAGUUGAACCAAAGGAGAACGGCGGAGACGGUCAUGGAGAAUGCCAUGAAAGAUGGCCAUUAUUACUCCUCCUAGCUUUAGUGACAGGAGAAUUUUAAAAAACGACUAAACCUUCUGACACGUAGCCACAUGGUGUGAGGUUCUCAUUUAUGAAAGCAUACACCAUCCAACGCUGGAUGGCUUUUAACUACACUGCCAUCAAAUGUGGUGCUUUGGCAUGAGUAAGCUACUUGCUCAAGCCGUGGGAUAAAUGUGGAGAAAGAAUGGCAGUCCGUUCCUGUUGCUUCCUGCUUCCACGUUACAGUAGGAAAGCAUAAGCCUAACUAGUGGCAUUUUGGCCAGUAAAGCGAUUCUCUCCUAGUUUUAGGAAGUGUGUGUUUUACUGAAGUUGCCGUUCAAUACGUGCAUGUCAUUGUACUUUAUUGUACGGCCAUGAUGAGGAAAGCAGGUAGUGAAGACAUACGUCCUUAACGUUACACAACCACAGACCUGAAAAGUGACAGUUUAAAAUAUCAGCUGUUUCUUCUUACUGGAAGUGAUAUCUUUGGGUCAGUUACACAGUGCUGUGAAGAGUUUGUCUGGCACCUUGUUUUCACCGUUUCACAGAGAUACAGAUGUUUAUUAAUAUGAAAGACUUUAUUUAACAUGUAUUUAUUAGGUCUGUGUCCUCAUGAACAUCAUCUCAUUGAUCUGAGCUUUGAGGCUUAGAUUAAUGAAAUUUCUAAAAGUGUUCAGUCUAUUAAGACAGUACUAUAUACUUGACUGACAAUGUUAUCCCGUUCAAGGAUACUUAAAGCAUCUUAUUCAGAAGGAUCAUUUAAUUUGUUUUUAGUUUCCUCCAUGCCUCAUGUUCCAGGUUUGUUAUAUUCCUAAUUGUAACUGACACGUUGCAGGAUUACGAAACGUUCUACAGUGGUCACUUAUGUGAGCCUCUAAAACAAGUGUGUUGAGAGAAACGUGAAAGUGUUGACCGUUUACGCACAUUUUUUUUUUUUUAACUACUGUGCAGUAGUGUUUUGAGAAGCAGCUUUGAGAUCAAAGGUUCACCUCCCCCUGUGUCCAUGGCUGCUCUGAGUGUACCCGCUACUGGACGGGUCAAAUGCAGGAAAAUCAUUUCCCUAUCUGUGAUCUAAUGUGUUGCUGACAUGGAUUGGACAGGUUCAUCACGUUACCUACAGAGUAAAAUUAUUGGUGAAUGUUACACAGUCAGUGCCAUGGUUUUAUAUAUUGUGUCUGUCUCUUUCAUCACUUUUGUUUGUCAACCUGAUUCGUUUUAUGAGCUGAAAGAGGUCUCUGUAUCCAGAAGCGUUUGUAACUUGAAAAAUAAAGAAGUUUAGUGUAGUA